This is a messenger RNA of Xenia sp. Carnegie-2017, 801 nucleotides long. Its product is annotated as protein phosphatase 1 regulatory subunit 35-like. The transcript is spliced from 3 exons. The coding region runs from base 115 to 744 and encodes 209 amino acids. Lineage: Eukaryota; Metazoa; Cnidaria; Anthozoa; Malacalcyonacea; Xeniidae. The record is from RefSeq and is a predicted model, not a curated record. Gene Ontology annotation, molecular function: phosphatase binding. Gene Ontology annotation, biological process: negative regulation of phosphatase activity.
UGUUGUAGGCAGAGUAUUCGUGGUUAAAUAUAAGGAAAACAUUGAUAAUGUUAUGAACAGUACAAAGGACAGAGUUUUAGCAUGUUUGGCAAUGGCAAUGUGCAAGAGUAAAUAAUGGAGGUUGAGCAUGUUCCACAUCGAAGGCUACCAAAACCUAUACAAUUUCGAGCGCCAUUACAAAGUCCUGAAAUCAAUGCACAAUUGAAUGUGACUCCCGAGAAAAAGGAUCGUAAAGAUGUUAAUGAAGUGUGUGAAGCAAGGAAAAAGACUAGUUUUUCAAAGUCUGUUGAAACAAUAGAAAGCUGUUGCAGCCAACCUGUGAUGAAUUCAACUUCAAUGGUGACUAAGAAAAUAGCAAAUUUGAACAGGGCAAAGUUCGAUGCAACCUCCGCCAUUAAAGAAGAGCUGACAAAAUCUGAGAAGCUUCGAAUAGAUAUCGCAGAAAAGGCCUCAGAGGCUUUGAAUUAUACACCGCACGGGUCGAACUAUCCUGACCUCGUGUCGUUGGACGUAUCCGCAAGCAAUUUAGCUUUGCAGCAAAGAAGAAUAUUUAAAACAAAGAAAAAAAUGUCAGAAAAUGUCGAGCAGCCGGAUAUUAUGGACUUCUUCUCCGAUGACCUUGAGUACGAGAGCGCUUGUCUCGCAUGUGAUAGCGAAUCUGAUAGUUCACUUGCUGAGAUGGACACGCAAGCGGAUGAAGAUGUAUUUAGGUUACAUCGUCUGAUUGAUUGUUGGAGAUGUUAAGACAUCAUGAGUGUAGGCAAAGAAUUUUUAUUGUAAAUUAAUCAAUUAUUCACUCCA